This is a messenger RNA of Penicillium riverlandense, 1197 nucleotides long. RefSeq lists its product as uncharacterized. The transcript is spliced from 4 exons. Lineage: Eukaryota; Fungi; Ascomycota; Eurotiomycetes; Eurotiales; Aspergillaceae. The record is from RefSeq and is a predicted model, not a curated record. The coding region runs from base 1 to 1197 and encodes 398 amino acids.
AUGAAUGUCUCCCUUCCGUUGGCUCUGCACCUUCGCAGCCCCGUAACAUUCGAUUGGGACACGAAACAGCGGUUGAAGCCUGGCACGCGAUUCAAAGAAGGCUUCUCACUGGAUGAGUUCUUCUUCAUCAAUAACCAUUCCGCUCGGGAUAAAUCAACUGUCCUCUUUGCAGACAUCCUGCGGCCCAUCUUCGAUCACCAAAAUUGGUCACAGCUAUAUGUUUUCUUCACCAAACGCUAUUCUGAGGAAGAGGGAUCACUCGAUGCUGAGAUUCGUACCGUGAAUUUACCCGACAAAGGCUCAACGUGGAACGAACCGGCCGUUAUCUCCAUCAAGACGGACCCUAGCUCCGUCGGCUUACCUAAGGACUUCAUAGGCCUCCUUGGAACAGCAAACAUCACUUGCCACUCAGGUAUGGUGGGGACUGAUACACAGCCUUGCGCUAUCGGUCCGGCCAUCAGUUUUGCCUGUGGCCCAGGGACGUACAUGGACCUUACCUAUGCCGGUCAGCCACCUGGAAAGUAUCAGGAGUACCUAUACCACGAUGGCAAGCUGGAAAGACAUAUAAAUUCCGAAUACCAAGUCGUGGCUGAGCCCAUCGAGACGACGGAGAAAGGUGGCCGAGGACGCUAUUGGGCGGAAUGGGCUCGUCUGUGGACUGCCAUUGCGGAAUGGGUGUGGGAGUACGACAGUGAGGUACGCGCAUUAGAUGAUUGGCCUGAGCUCCGCUUUAAAUGGGAACUCAGUGCCGAAGAAAUUCGCUCUUUCGAUAUAUGUGGUAAAGUCCCGCGCGAAUACCUCAAAACCCAUGCUAUCCAAGCUGCUGAUGCCAUUCGUGAUGUCUUUGUUCAACUAGCGCAUGAACCUCGGCGCUUCCAGGGAAUCGAAUGGGACUUUCUCGAUAUAGGGGUGCUUCAAGAGGUGCAAAACGCAUUCCAUGCACGCUUCGGGAUGAAAAACCCGGACCCCGCAGUUAAUCGGGACGACUUGCUGCGCCAGGUUGUGCGCAGUGGCUCUGUAGCGUAUGAUGGAUACUCGGAAGCAUAUGAUGAGGGUGGGAAUGUUGUCGUCGUGAAGAGGGUCUUCCAGGCGCUUUGGGCUGUUUUGCUGUUAUCCCACAUUCCGGUGCAUAUCAAGAUUAUCAAGCCCGGUGAAAAGUUUCCGAAGUAUCGAGAUUUGGAGACUGUUUAUAUUUAG